UUCCUUUGAUGAAGAGAAAGCAAGUUUAUUUUGUAGAAUUUUAUCUGUUUCUCAAGUCCUAAACAACUCUACGUUUGGCUUCAAAUAUGAAACGACCGUUGCUGUGCUUUUAAACGUUGGCGUCCAUUGUCUUCACACAUGACGAGGGAAAGACGGUAUGAGUUUUAUUCAUCUUCUUGGCUUGACUAUUGCUCAAGAACGAGCCUCAAGGAAUGAAAAACAAACCGAUGGAAAUCGCUCAAACGAAAGCAGAGCUGAUUUAUCACGCCGUGUGUUUAUAACUGCGUUGUACUGUGGCUGUUUUUUCUCCUUCGGGACGACAAUGGCAAUUCUAGGACCAACUUUGAUCGAAUUAGGACACUUGGUUCAUCAUGGAUUGGACAUGAUGAGCUGGUUGUUUUUUACGCAGGCGGCUUAUGCUUUGCUCGGAGCAAGUGUAGCUGGGAUCAUGUUGGACAGAUACGACUUCAAUCGUAACCUUCUCCUUUUGUGUUUUCUGUUGCUGAACGCGAUCUUCUUAGCGGUGAUUCCCAUAUGUCGGACGUUGUGGCUUCUGAUCCUAUCAACAGCAGCUGCGGGCUUUUCUGUGGGAAUCUUAGACACUGCUACUAAUGUUCAGCUCAUUGCUAUUCAUGGGAAAAAGGUUUCUCCAUAUCUACAGGCUCUGUACUUCUCCUACGGUUUUGGCGCGUUUGUGAGCCCUCUUAUCGCAGAGCCCUUUCUCAGCGGAAGUCCCCAUCCAGAUCUUGGGCUGCCGGCAGCCAAAAGGGGGAAUCCGCUGCCCUACGGUGGGAUGGGACAUCGCAGUCAUCAUAAGUUAUCCCACAGACCUACCAACCAUAUGAGAGACACAUUUAGCACUGGAUCUGAGGAAUACAAAAGCGAGGUCCAAGUAGCAUACUGGAUUAUAGCUUUAGCACAUUUGCCAGUGGUGGUAGGUCUUGCAUAUAUUGUCAUCGCGGACAAGUGGGCGGAGCAUAAGUUAAGACAAACAGCUGUCGAGGCCAAGGCAGAAAAAGAGCGCAGAAGCUCGGAUAUCCCGGAUGCAGAAGUACAAGGAGUUACAACAAAAGUUCACCUCGACAAAGAGACUCUCAAGAAACCGGGUCUAUGUGAUAAUCCAAACAAAACACAAGUUCUGUGCAUUACAUUCUGGACUUCAUUUCUAGUUUUUCUUUACGAUGGAAUGCAGGGGUCCUAUGGGGGAUAUGUUUAUACUUACGCAGUGAAGAGCUCAUUACGAAUGACGUCAGCUCAGGGUGCUUUUCUUACUUCCGUGUUUUGGGGAUCCCUGGCAUUAGGUCGUCUCGUAUCCAUACCUAUAGCUUUGUUUUUGUCUCCAGCUGUUAUGCUUCUUGUAGAUUUGAUUGGCUGUUUAGUUUCAAGUUUAUUAAUGUUAGUCUUCAGAGCAAGCGAGUCUGCGCUUUGGAUGGGAACUAGUACAUUUGGUCUUUUUAUGAGUAACGUGUUUCCAACAAGUGUGGCAUUAGCAGAGCAGUAUUUCAAUGUCACAGGUACGGUGACCUGCAUGUUUGUUGUUAGCGCAGCCAUAGGUGAGAUGAUAAUUCCACUCAUUGUGGGCAAGGUCUUUGACUACGUUGGUCCAAUCAGCUUCUUAGCCGAGGGAUGCAUCCUGUGUUUCGCGGCAUUUGGAGCUUAUUUAGCUGUACUAAUAUUAGGAAAAGGGGCGGCCUCUCACGAUGUCUCCAGGAGAGAAGUGCUCGGAGAAGGAAAAGAUGGCUGUGAGGAAGAUGAAGAAAAGCCUGUGGGGGAAACAGAACAAGAUUCUGAUCAACUUAUUUCUAAAGAUAAAUCGCCAAAUAGAUGACAUGAUGUAUGGACGAAGAAGCGAGAUGAAAAAGAGAGAAGCUUAGGGACAAUCUAUAAGUAACACAGGCUAUCCGGCUUCGUACCCAACUUCCUACGUUUGUAAUUGGCCGUGGGAUAUCUGGGGGCGAAUCGACAAAAAUCGUCGUCAUUUGAUGACGUCAAAUGAAAUGCCAUGAUAGGUACCGUUCCUCUUUUCCCGUAAUCC
This is a messenger RNA of Pocillopora verrucosa, 2035 nucleotides long. RefSeq names its product major facilitator superfamily domain-containing protein 4A. NCBI's taxonomy places the organism in Eukaryota, Metazoa, Cnidaria, Anthozoa, Scleractinia, Pocilloporidae. Gene Ontology annotation, biological process: transmembrane transport. The record is from RefSeq and is a predicted model, not a curated record.